This is a messenger RNA of Emiliania huxleyi CCMP1516, 4196 nucleotides long. RefSeq lists its product as hypothetical. Gene Ontology annotation, biological process: protein ubiquitination. NCBI's taxonomy places the organism in Eukaryota, Haptophyta, Isochrysidales, Noelaerhabdaceae. Gene Ontology annotation, molecular function: ubiquitin-protein transferase activity; oxygen binding; heme binding. The transcript is spliced from 4 exons. Bases 52 to 3927 code for a protein of 1291 amino acids. The record is from RefSeq and is a predicted model, not a curated record.
GACGCGACCGAAGACCGCAGCACAUCGCGUCACGCGUGUUUUCGAGCACUCAUGAUCGACUCCAAGAUGAUUGCAGCUGCUGUGAUACUCCAACGCACCGCUCGCCUGCGACGGCGGCCAAAAGAGACCGCACUCGUUCGUGCGCAGACCGCAGUGAUUCCACUUGAACGAAAGUUGGUCCCAUUCCGUGGGCGUCCCUCAGCCGCUGUCACGGUUUUGAUAGUGGGGAUCGUCUCGCUCAUGAUCGGGCUCGAUCUGCCGCGCAUUUGGGGAGGAGCAACGGGGCCUAUGGUCCAUCUCACCGUCAAAUCCGUGCACGCCGGGACUUCCUUGCCCAUUGCUGCACCCAUCGGCAGCAGCGUGUCCAACGUGCUCGAGAUCAUCCAGCGGGCGGGCGCAGGAGACCCCGAUCUGCACACACUCGUCGGAUCGGAUGGGCGCAGGCUCGGCUCUCACAGCCGCGUCACGAUGCCUGCUACAAUGCAUCUCGUCCUUCGUCCCGUGGCACCUGUGCCGCUUCCCUCCAACACCAUCGCUACCCGCACAGAGGAGGGUGACCGUGUGCGCACCUUCGGCGAGCUUGGCACGCUGUAUGCGCGUUGUGGCGGAAUCAUGGGCGUUGCGAGCUUCGUGGACCGCUGCAUGGACAAGUGGAUGGCCGACCCCACUCUCAACGCCAACGCCCGCGUCGUCAGCUGGCACGCUCGCUCGCAGCGUUGCGGAUUCAAAUUCCUGGUCACUCAACUCCUGGGCUACCUCACUGGCGGCCCGCAGCGGUACACAGGCAAGUCCAUGGCCUUGGCGCACAAGCACCUCGCCAUCACCGCGGGCGAGUGGGACGCCUUUAUGGGCACCUUCUACGAGGUCACUGAGGAGUUCAACCUGCCCUCGUCCGACGUGGAGGACCUGCAGGCUGUGCUGCUCUCAAUGCGCGACGACUGCGUCGCCGAGGGCACCGCCGCCGACGCUCACCCCGCCGGAGCGACCAAGACGGGCGGCUCCUUCUGGUUUGGCUCCGCCUCUCUGUACGAACGGCUCGGUGGUCUCUACCCGAUCGCUCUCUUCGUGGACCGCCUCAUUGACGCGCUGCUCGCCGAUCCACGCGUGGCCAUCCCCGUGGACGGGCAACGGCGUAAUGAGGCCUCGAUGAAGUACCUCUUCACGGAGGUGGUGUGCGCCAUCGUUGGGGGCCCGGAGCUCGUCACCUCCCUCGCCUUCGCCGAGACCCGCCUGCUGCUUCCAGCCCGCCAGAUGUUCUUUCUGCUGGAGGCCGCAAAGGAUGCCUCCGACCACUUCCACUCGUCGAAGCUGCGAGCGGAGCUGCUGCAGGCACUCCACCAGGCCUCGGCCGACUAUAUCGUGGACCAGCGCACGACCUCGCCCCCCUCCCAGCGACACUCCGAGCGCGCCGUGAAGAUCGAGGCGCUGAGCGCACUGGCAGGCGUGCCGCUCAUCUACAUCCCCAAGGGCGGCGUGGUCCGCAUCACCUUCGACGCCUCGCCAGCGCAGCUCGAGCAGGUAGCAGCCGGCCUCGCCGACAUGGGUCUGAAAACGGUCGACCGGACCAAGGUCAAGACGGCCUCCGACGCCGCCAAUGGCAAUCUGCUUUCCUCCGCCGUCAUCGCGGCUCGCCACGCAGCCCCCGGAGCCUUCGUCGCCGCGCGGCGCCGCUGCUUUGGCGAUCCGCGCACCCUGUACGGCCGCACCGGCGGUGUGUUUGGGCUGGCGACGCUGGCUGAUGCGCUGAUGGAGGCGUGGAUGGCGGAGCCGACGCUCAACGCCAACACGCUGGUGACACGCUGGCACACCUCCCAGCAGCGCGCGGGGUUCAAGUUCCUCGUCACCCAGAUCUUGGGCUACCUGUCCGGCGGACCGCAACGAUACACUGGGCGGCCGAUGGACGUCGCGCACAAGCACCUAGGCAUCACCGCCGGCGAGUGGGACGCCUUCCUGGCGACCGCCAAGACCGUCCUCACGGCCGAGGCGGCGCUGACUCCGGAGCUGCGCGAGGAGCUGCUCGAGAUCCUCACACCCUUCGCGCAGCAGGUGGUGUCGCCCGAGGGCGCGGAGCUACCUCCCGACCCUCAACUCAGCACCACCCACCCCGAUGGCAACUCGCUCUUUGCGGAGGCGGGCGGCGUCUACCCGCUCGCCCGAUUCGCCGACCUGCUGGUGGAGCGUGUCCUGGCUGACGAGCUGGUGCUACCGCUCUCCAAGCGCGCCGGCGGGAAGCUGAGCAGAGCCGGGCUCAAGUACCUUCUCACCGAGCUGCUCUGCAAUGCAGCGGGUGGCGCGGAGAUCGUCACCUCCAAGGGCUUUGACGACGCCAAGCUCGGGGUGAAUGACUGGCGACGCUUCCUCUCGGCAGCGCGGGAGACGGCGGCACGCGUUUGGAACGACAAGCACGUGUCCGGGGCGGUGCUUGCCGAGCUAGAGGGGGCACAGGCCGAGCUCAUCGUGGGGCUCGAGGCCUCCGACGGCGGCGGUGAGGGCGCGGCCGCGCGGCAGAAGAUGAGAGAGGCCGGGUUCGGGCACGUGGAGAUCACCGCGGCGCUGCAAAAGGCCAAGGGUGACGGCGUCGAGGCACUGGACCUACUGGUCCGCGGCUGGAAGCCGGUGCGCUCACAGACAGGAGGUGCCCAGGCCGGUGGCUGCCCAUUCUCGAGGGGGGGUGGCGCAGGGGCCACAGCCUCUCCUCACCGCGGCGUCCCGGGCAGCGGCGCAAACCCCGGCGGAGCCAGGCGAGCCGGAGGGCGCGUACUUGGGAGCCCGCUGCAAGCACGUCUAGACUUGCUUCUGACCGAGGACACAGAUCUGAGCUGUCCCAUCACGCUGCUCCUGUUCCAACAGCCGGUGGUUGCGUCGGACGGCGGCAUCUACGAGCGGGCCGCCGUUGCCAAGCUCACGCAACUUGGGGGGCUCAGUCCCAUCACGCAUCGCCCGCUCAGCCCCGAGCUCUCGCCAGCCGAGGAUGUUAAGAUGCGCGCCACGGCCUUCAUGUCGGUAAGGGCGCUGGAUCUGCUGCAGUUUGCUCAGGAGGCGCACACCGCCGAUGCCUACGUGAUGGCGGUGCAGGCCGCAGAGCGCGCCAAGGAGUACGUGGCGGCCCUAGACAGCGAGGACCGCGACCCCGCGCUCGUGCGAAAGCUGCGCGAGACCUGGCGGGCUCUAGGGCGAUCGCCGCCGCCGGUCGACCAGCUAGAUCCAUAUGAACGAGUCGCCGCAGUGCUAGACCGGCAGGUCGCGCAGGCUAAGGCCGAGGCCGAGGCGGCGGCCGAGGAGGCGGCGGCCGAGGAGGCGGCCUCGUCAUUUCGGGCGCCGGUGCGCAAGUCCAUCGUCUUCACCAUCGACGCGUCCUACUCGAUGAACCAACUCCUCGGGAGGAACCAAGGCGACCACCACCAGCUCACACGAAUGGAUAGCGCUCGAGCGAAUCUGCUCAUGAUCCUGGACGAGCACAUCGAAGAUGGCGACACCAUCAGCGUGAUCACGUUUGCCGACGACGUGCGGACGGACGUGCCCGCGACCGUCGUGACGCCACACAACCGCCUGCGGCUGCGGGGGAAGGCGGAGCGGGCCUGCAGGGCGCGCGGAGCCACAGCCUUCUACGACUCGCUAGUGGCGUCCGCCAAGAUGCUCGACCAGCACCCGACGAUCGACGAGGGCGAGCCUCGAUGGAUCAUUGCGCUGACUGACGGGGAGGACAAUCGUUCGAAGAAGAGUGUCCACGAGACGGUUCGGGUUCUGAGGCGGAGCAAGUCGGCCCCCGAUCUGCUCGUCGUCGGCGUGCAGCUUCACGAGAACACCAAGCCCUUCAUGAUGGCGCUCGCGGCUACGACGGACAACAGCAAGUUUAUCGACGCAAGCGGCGGGAUCGAGAGCCUCAACGACGCAUUCGAGGAGGUGGCCGAGCUCAUCGCAGAGUAGGGUAGCAUGUAGACACAACCGCCAUCUGCCGAGGGCCGUGGGGAUGACGAGGUCUGUUACCUCACAUGAUACACUUGUUACUGCACGUGGCGUGCACCCCCCCGGCAGCAGCUAGGUGAACUGUGAAGGGUACGGUUCGCAUUUGUUGCCUUAGUGCUUCGAGCGGAGAGUAGAGGGGCCGGAGGAGAGAGGAGCUCUCUUGAGCGUCAUAUCUCCGCCUCUAGUAGAGAUGUCCGUUUUUUAUUUUACAGCUUCUUACACCUACAGCU